This is a messenger RNA of Kickxella alabastrina, 1014 nucleotides long. Its product is annotated as inorganic pyrophosphatase. The transcript is spliced from 3 exons. NCBI's taxonomy places the organism in Eukaryota, Fungi, Kickxellomycota, Kickxellomycetes, Kickxellales, Kickxellaceae. Gene Ontology annotation, cellular component: cytoplasm. Gene Ontology annotation, biological process: phosphate-containing compound metabolic process. Gene Ontology annotation, molecular function: magnesium ion binding; inorganic diphosphate phosphatase activity. The record is from RefSeq and is a predicted model, not a curated record. The coding region runs from base 1 to 1014 and encodes 337 amino acids.
AUGCUCAGGCUUAUCCGACUUGGUGCCACCUCUGCCACCAAACACCGCUUCACACAAGUGGCAUUCGGAUCGAUGGCGCUCAGAUGGCACCACAGCGGCUAUGAGACCAGCCAGCUGGGCGGAUCACCCGGCACCCCCUCCUACCGCCUAUACCUCGCGCACAACAAAUCGCCCCUCUCCCCCUGGCACGACAUCCCCCUGAAGCCCAACACCGCACAGCAACCGCACGAGUACAAUAUGAUCUGUGAGAUCCCGCGCUUCACCAAUGCAAAGCUUGAAAUCGACACCAAAUCACCCUUCAACCCACUAAAGCAGGACACAAAGAACGGCCGUCUGCGCUUUGUCUCGGACAUCUUCCCCUACAAGGGUUAUAUCUGGAACUACGGCGCCUUGCCUCAGACCUACGAGGAUCCCGAGCACUGCGAUAAGGACACCGGGUGUGUGGGCGAUAGCGACCCUGUGGAUGUCGUUGAGGUUGGGGCGCGGAUCGCGCGCGUCGGCGAGGUUUAUAGGGUCAAGGUGCUCGGCCUGGUUGCGCUGAUUGAUGACGGCGAGACCGAUUGGAAGGUCUUUGCUAUCCGAUCGGAUGAUCCCCUGGCGGAUAGAGUCAGGGAUAUUGAUGGCUUGGAAAAGCAUAUGCCUGGCUUGAUUGCCGCUACUGUCGACUGGUUUACCAAGUACAAGGUGCCCGAUGGCAAGCCACUCAAUGCCUGGGCCUUUAACGCUAAGCCCAAGGACGCUGCGUACGCGCACCAGGUCAUUGCAGACACGCAUGACGCCUGGAAACGGCUUGUGCACUCGCAGCAAAGCAAGUUUGCUCUGUCGAAUGUCUCUGUUGAGUCGAGCUCGCACCGCCUGCUGCCCGCCGAUGCAAACACCAAGUUCAAGGCUCUUGUCGACGGAUCAAUAAGUCGAGUGGUGUCCUCUGAUCCAGCGUGCAACGACGUCGCGCCGCAGACCGCCGCCGACAAAUGGUACUUUGUGCACGGUAAUACUGUCACCAACAAGGACUAG